This is a messenger RNA of Pantherophis guttatus, 1829 nucleotides long. RefSeq names its product charged multivesicular body protein 1B (gene CHMP1B). Gene Ontology annotation, biological process: vacuolar transport. The record is from RefSeq and is a predicted model, not a curated record. NCBI's taxonomy places the organism in Eukaryota, Metazoa, Chordata, Lepidosauria, Squamata, Colubridae.
CGGGGAGUGGAGCUCGCCGGGCGGAGGCGGAAGCAGGAAGCCCGCUGCUGACAGAAAGGCGAGAAACCCAACAGGUCGCCGGCACCGAGCCGCCUCGCUGUGUUUUCCGCCGUCGUUCGACCCAGGCCCGCACCUGAAGCGCCGCCAUGUCCAACAUGGAGAAGCAUCUUUUCAAUUUGAAAUUUGCUGCCAAGGAGCUUAACAGAAAUGCAAAAAAGUGUGAUAAAGAAGAAAAGGUUGAAAAAGUCAAAAUUAAAAAGGCAAUUCAGAAGGGUAACACGGAAGUGGCAAGAAUCCAUGCAGAAAAUGCCAUCCGACAGAAGAACCAAGCAAUCAACUUCCUGCGCAUGAGUGCCCGGGUAGAUGCUGUGGCAGCGAGAGUGCAGACGGCCGUCACAAUGGGCAAAGUAACAAAAUCCAUGGCUGGAGUAGUUAAAUCAAUGGAUGCUACGUUGAAAAGUAUGAAUUUAGAAAAGAUUUCUGCCCUGAUGGAUAAAUUUGAACAGCAGUUUGAAACCUUAGAUGUCCAGACAGCACAGAUGGAAGACACCAUGAGCAGUACUACCACACUGACAACACCACAAAACCAAGUAGAUAUGCUCCUUCAAGAAAUGGCUGAUGAAGCUGGGCUUGAUCUGAAUAUGGAACUACCUCAGGGACAAACAGGCUCUGUUGGCACAAGUGUUGCUUCAACAGAACAGGACGAACUCUCACAAAGACUGGCACGUCUCCGCGAUCAAGUGUGAGGGGGAGUCAACGUCUGCAGCGUUGUACAUACGCUUCCAGCUGCAUUCUCUGUACAUAUUGGGUGGCCUGACCAGGAUUUCUGUCAAGAUGUUUAAAUAACACACAAGUACCGGGGUCUCCAACCUUGGCAACUUUAAGACUUGUGGACUUAACAAGUUUGCUUGGACUUGUGGAGUUGAAGUCCACAAGUCCAAGCAAAGCUGGACUUGCUUGAAGUCCACAAGUCCAAGCAAAGCUGGCUGAGGAACUCUGGGUGUUGAAGUCCACAAGUCUUAAAGUUGCCAAGGUUGGAGACCCCUGCACUACUGAACACCUGUCUCUCUUUCCCCCCCCUUCCUUUGCUGUGCUUUCCAAAUUGCAUCUAACUCAGUAGUGUUGUGCCCUAAGUGCAUUUUCUAGGUCCGUAAUUGUACAUUUUGAAGCUGAAGGUUAUAUUUUUGCAGAUCUCUUUUUCAACGAUUAAAAUGUCGGUUUUAUCGGAUGUUGCGGCAAGUAAUCAAACCGAAAGAACCGCUUGUAUAAUUUUAAGUUAUAGAACACAUUUUUAAAUUAUGUUUGCAAUUAAAUCCCUAAGAUGGUGUGUACGUGAUUCACUUGGUGUCACAUUAAUUAUCAAUAAUAUAAAAUAUGUGUGUGUAUCCACCAGUAUUACAUCACUGGAGAAUCUUUCCAAAGCCCGUUACUUGUCAUGACACCUAAAAAUCAAGCAAUAUUGAUGCUGUCCUUAUAAUCGGAAACUCAUAUUGCUAGCAACAGUUCAGUACCAAAGGAAUAAAAUAUAUUUUUCAACGCUUUUGCCUAGAUUUCCUUAAAAAUAUACAUGACACUCCUAUAGAGAGGAAUACCUUGAUACAGUAACGAAAACUAACCAAAACAUCAAAUUUGAAAUGUCAUUUUAAGAUUGUGGUAUUGUUGAAUCUGAUUGUUUUCUGCUGUGCGUGGGGCGAUCGACGGAAUUAUAUCAGAAAGGAAAAUUAACAAACAUGAGCAUACGUCUGAAGUAUUCCGUGAAGUAUGCUUCAAUUCUGUCUUUGUAUCUCUGCUUAAAACAAAUGGUAAGAUAAAGAUAUCUUCAACUCAAA